AUGAAAAGAGCCUCCAUUCCCCUCUCUGCACGAAAUUUCGACGCCUUCCUAGGUGAUUCCUUUUUCUUCUGCCCCUCUUGCACGACAUGGCGCACGUCGAAGCCUCUGCGGAUCCGGCGAGCAGCUAACACCAGCACGAACACCGGCACCCGUCGUUCCGCCUCGAACCUCACCUCCAGCACGGCCGUUAACGCCAGGAAACCGAUCCCCCCUCGGUACAAGCCUCUGUACGAUGCGCUUGUCGACGUGCAAAAGAGAGCCUCCGCGCAGGUGAAUCUGAGCAGGUUACAACUCGCGCUGCAGGGAUUGGAGUCCGACACACCCGUGACGAGGGUCGCGGUGCUGGGACUGAACGUGCAAGACACGGCGAGGAGGCUGGUAAGGUUACUCCUUGCGGACGCGCUUGAGGAGGAAGGAGGGUGGGAGCAAGAGCUAGUACAAUCACAGUUACAGUCCCAGUCAGGGUCAGGGUCACAGCAUGGGCAUGAUAGUGAGGACUAUAGUCGAGGGGUGAUCAUUCGGUAUGGACACCCGCGCAACUCGAACCUACCGCGGCCCAAGACGAGCGUGCCGGUCAUGUAUGUGCCUUCGACGGUGCUGGAGCGGAAUAACAUCGAGAUUCUGGUGUCCAGCAUCAGUAGUCCGCGCACUGGUGAACUUCUGCAAGCCGCCAAGACGGUGGCCUCGGACGCCUUGUCGCCUUCGAUUGGGACGCCCACGGCCGCGACAGGGAGACAAGUGACGAUCGCGCAGCCGGUCCACAGCACCUUGGUGGUGACUAGGGGGUUGGACGAGCUGAUGUUGGCGGCGGAAUUGCUGGCGUCUACGACUUUCACGGCACCGGAAGACCGGAAGUCUGUUCGCUUGGUGGUCAACUUGGAGGAUACCAAGGACAAAAGCGCCGGCCAGGUUUUUGUGGUGGACGCGAGGAAGGCGGAAGAGGGACUUGCCGCGAUUCGGAGGUCGAUAGGAGAAGCAACUGAUUACGAGCACAAGUGGGUGGAUUCAGGCAUGCCGACGGUGUCGAGCUGGCUUACAUUGGCUUCGACGGCACGAUCAGAGGGACAAAUUCCCCCCCCUGUGCAGCGGUUGAUAUCUUCUCUGCUGACAGCCGCGACUACCAAUCUACAAGCUCAAGCUGCUCUAGAAGCCCGGUCGAGUGCAGCUGGAGCACUGAGUCCCGCCAGCCGCGCAAACCUCGAGAGUGCCCUCGAAGAGUUCUCCCGCAACGCCCAUCAAGAGCUCCAAUCUGGAUUGGCGUCGGCGUGGAGCUCACGAAAUUGGCAAAAGCUCGCAUGGUACAAACUGUUCUGGCGUGUCGACGAUGUAGGUCUGAUCAUUACAGACCUGGUCACCAAUGCCUGGUUGCCGCGCACAGAGCGGGCCGUCUAUGAGCUAUCUGGUCGGCUGUCUCAGGCGGGCAUUUCGCCGGUGGAAGAACAACCGGCCCAACCAUCCCUGACGACAUCAGAACCUGCGAUGCAUAACAAGAAGGAGGUCGAGCCGGUGCUGCAAGCUCAAAGCGACAUUGCAACAGAGCCUCCUGUGCAGCCAGUUCUGGUUAAUACCACUGGGAGGACCGAGGUUAAGAUGGCACCAAUUCCCCAACCAAUUCCUUUGUCCUCGUCUAUAUCCCGGACGCGGUCCGCGCACAUGGAACGCGCGAUUGCCGAGUUGACCAGCACCGCCCAGCAAAUCGUGCUCAAGACCGCUUCGCUCGCAGGGCUUUCAGGCGGUCUGUCGGUCCUGACUUACCUCUCCCUCACAACGGGCAGCAUGUACGAAGCCGGCACAAUAGCCGCGCUGGGCGUCACUUACGCGUUGUGGCGGAUGCAAGGCGACUGGCAGAAGGCCACCAAGUGGCUGGAGGAGACCUUGUACGAGGAAGGCAGGACCGUCAUCAAGGGUCUUGUCAGGAGGAUGAGGGAGCUGAUCGAGACCAGCAGUCGUGUCGUGGAGGAUGAGGUCGAAGUCCAGAGUCGACGCCAGGCAGAGGAUGCAGUAAUGAGGGCCAAAGAGGAGCUACGUCGACUGCAGCAGAAAUAA
Cladophialophora yegresii CBS 114405 is the source of this 2046-nucleotide messenger RNA. RefSeq lists its product as uncharacterized. Lineage: Eukaryota; Fungi; Ascomycota; Eurotiomycetes; Chaetothyriales; Herpotrichiellaceae. The record is from RefSeq and is a predicted model, not a curated record. The coding region runs from base 1 to 2046 and encodes 681 amino acids. The transcript has a single exon.